Molecule: messenger RNA, 2460 nt
Organism: Schistocerca americana (American grasshopper)
Lineage: Eukaryota; Metazoa; Arthropoda; Insecta; Orthoptera; Acrididae
Exons: 8
Coding region: 400-1479 (359 amino acids)
Biological process (GO): nuclear protein quality control by the ubiquitin-proteasome system; proteasome localization
Cellular component (GO): nucleus
Source: RefSeq, a predicted model, not a curated record
AUCCAAACACGGGGAGCACGCACCAUUCUGCUAUCAGAACUUCCGAAUUUCGCCGACGAUACGGUGACAUGUAUGUGAAUUUUAUCGAUGCAAGGUCACUACAACCACCGUUCUUCACUGACUAAUGUAAAGCGUCAAACGUCACUACUACGUCACGAGACAUCGCUGGGGUUCGUUUACCUCAUUGGUGCUGACGUAGGCACUCAGCUGCAGCCUAUGAUAUUGCUCGGAGGGAAAAUGCCGCGAAAUUCUUCGCGUCGGAAACAAGCGCUAGAGGUAGUGGAGGGUAAGUGACUAGUCGUGCUGACUGCUGAGGACCUAGCGGGUGCAGCUGGAAGGGCUCGACAGAGUGACUCUGUUUUCGUCACAGUUUAGUAGAUAACUGACACGUGACACAAAAUGAGCAUGGAGAACCCAGCUACACCGCAGGUGGCGAAUGCCUCACUGCAGCGGCGAGCCACGCGCAGUGCCCUGGCAGAAAUCCCGGCACGACUCGGGCUGCUGACCGUCGAUGAGAACGGCCGCACAGAGGGGGCCACAGCUGCAGCUACUGUGGUCGGAACACUGACACCCAACACAUGGGCCCUGAACGUCAACGUGCAGCUGCCAUCAUCCUACAUGAGCCCCGCUCCAUCACCAGACGAGCUGGUGAUCCAGCAGCGGGGACGGCGCCGGGGUCCCGUCAACUGGAGCCCCGACCUCGACGCGCACAAGCGGGAGGGCAUCCCGAUGGGUGCGCGCACACCCAGCCCCGUCAAGUCCAACAUUGUCCUGCGGUCGACACCCCGCAAGAGACUCAUGCUCUCAGACCCGAAGGAGCUUUUCACGACACCUGAAAAGAUGCGCAAGCUGUCACCGUCACUGAAGGGGUCACCUGGUGUGAAGAAGGGCCGUGUCGAGAAACCGACUGUGACAUACAACGGCCCUAUACAGCUGGGGCUGAAAGGACUGUCUCAAGAGCAGCUCAUCGGCAUGGUACAGUCACUCAUCGACAGACACCCGAACCUGGAAGAUGAAGUCAGGGAUAUUAUGCCAGGUCCUGAUCUGCGACCCCUUGAAGAGCAAUUGUCGUAUUUGAAGAAAAACAUAUUCAAAUCACUGCCGACCUCUCGCCUCACAUCAAAGACUGAUUCACCUGCUUACAGCAGGGCAGCUGUACAUCUUGCUGCCUUCAAGAAAUUUGUCUUGGAGCAAGGCCGGCAGCUGGUGGAGAGCUGCCACUGGGAGGCGGUUGUGGACUACGUGUGCCUGGCGUGGGCAUACGUGAGGGCGACGCCACUCUGGGACAACCCGCCGCACAACGCGACGCGCAAGCAGUGCUUCAAAUCUCUGGUCGCCCAGUGCAUGGCGGCCAUCAAGAGGGGACAGUGGACGCCCCAGCAGUGUGACGCAAUGGUGAACAGAUUAUCGGGAUUUACUGCUGACAGUGAAGACAUGGAAAUGUGUAUAAAACAGCUGGAUGCCAUGCACAGGAAAUGAAAACACGUAUCUUCUUCCUAAUGUAAGACUGAGUAAAGUUGAAGUGCAGUAGUUGUAUGAACAAAGCUGCGUUUGUCAGACUGUGUAUAUAGUAUGGUCAUAAUUAUUAUGACUGACUGCCAAGUUUUGUGGUAUUUGUAGCAAGAUCUUGUACAGAUAUGUUUGUAAAAUUGGUGUGUAGUAAAUGCUGACUGAAUGAACCAUAGUACUGGUUUUGUUCUUUUGUGAUUAAUCUUUUUAGCAUAUGCAAUAUGCUUAAGUCUCAUUUAAUGUCAAUAGUAGUUUAGACAGUUUAGUGUUGACCAAGGAUAAUAUUACUCAUGGUUCUUGUAUCUGCUUUUAUUUGAAACAAUGGAAAUACUUCCCAUUUUGUAUCGAAGUUGUUGGUGAAAUCAGUUGUAAAAAUGUCAAGGUUUAAAACUGCCAGUGACAGUAUGCCAGGAAUCACAGCACAUUAAAGCCACAUCAAGAAUACAGUUUGCUCUGAUCCUUAAAUAAUAUAUUUGUUUUAAACUCCCUUUCUACGUAUGUGUAUAAUACAGGUUAGUCACUGGUUAAAGUGUCUUCACAUGGCAAUUUUUAUAAUGUGGUAUUUUUCUGGAUUGUAGAAAAGUUGCAGUUGUAUUUAGUAUUGCUCUUAAGAUUUUUGCAUAUGUAUCGUGUAGCUAGACGUUUUAUAUGGAUUUUUUGCAUAAUGCAUAAGCAUUUUCUCUUAAUCCUGACAUGGCAAUCGGAAAAUUUAGCAUUUUUUAUUGGUUUUUGUGCCUAUUUUCGGCAUACGUUUAAUAGAAUCUUUUUUAAAUAUGGAUUGAAUUUCUUAGUGUUGUUGGCAGUUGGGAUAAUUGAUGUUUGUUUUGUAUUCAUUUUCAUUGCUGUUUACAGUUAAAUCAGGUGUAUCCAAAUUUCGUAUGUGUUCACUUAAAAUGGAAAUUGUAGUCGGAUAAGUGGUUGUAAAGAAUUAUUAUUUAUAUUAUUUGUGUU